Camponotus floridanus (Florida carpenter ant) is the source of this 1228-nucleotide messenger RNA. RefSeq names its product odorant receptor 13a. Gene Ontology annotation, biological process: sensory perception of smell; detection of chemical stimulus involved in sensory perception of smell. Gene Ontology annotation, cellular component: plasma membrane. The record is from RefSeq and is a predicted model, not a curated record. NCBI's taxonomy places the organism in Eukaryota, Metazoa, Arthropoda, Insecta, Hymenoptera, Formicidae. The coding region runs from base 12 to 1202 and encodes 396 amino acids. Gene Ontology annotation, molecular function: odorant binding; olfactory receptor activity. The transcript is spliced from 9 exons.
UGCAAGGAAACAUGCUAAGAUAUUAUUCUAGAAAUCAAUUCUUCUUGUCGCAGAUAGGUAUUUGGCCUUAUCAGUCUAAGAUGAUAAAGAUAUUGCUACCGUGUUUUAUAAUAAGCAGCUUAUUAUCUAUUCUUGUACCUCAGGUGUUUUUGCUGUACAACAGUUGGGGUGAUAUGAAUAUGACUGUCGAAGGUAUAGUUAAUAUUAUCCUUGUCACUGGCGCUACAACAAAAUUAGUUAACAUUGUUACGAAUAACAAAAAGUUACAAUAUUUGUUACAAGUAAUGGACGAACAUUGGCGGCUCUUUCAUGGCAAGUGCGAGCUUCAUAUUUUAAAGCGUUAUGCUAACAUUGGCCAACUAAUAACAAAAUAUUACUCAGUAUACAUUAACAUAUUCGUAGUACUGUUCUUGUCAAUACCGUUGAUACCAAAAAUUCUAGAUGUCGUAAUACCGUUGAAUCAAUCACGGCCAUUUAUAUAUGUGCUUGAGGGAGACUGGGGAGUAGACAAAGAAAAAUAUUAUUAUCCAAUUAUGUUGCAUUGCUAUCUUGCAAUUAUAGUUGGUACUAGAUGUUUGGUGAAUAUUGAUACUAUGUAUGUGGUAUGUGUGUUGCAUGGUUGUAGUUUAUUUAAUGCUAUUGGCAUUCGUCUUGAAAAUAUCUUGUCUAAGGCUAAACUUAUGCAACACGAGCAAAUAAUGAGCUUAGAAUACGCAGUAAUAAAAGAAUAUUAUUCUGAAGAUUAUCAUGAGAUGAUUGCGUGCUUAAAAAAACAUCAACUUGCAAUAAAAUACAUUUAUAUGCUAGAUUCUACAUUCAAACAUGCGACAUUUCUCAUCUUAUUUUUGAACGUAAUGAUUCUGAGUUUAGUCGGACUACAACUAAUCAAUAAAUUUGGACAAACUCAGGAAGUGAUAAGAUUUGGAUGCAUAGUUAUGGGAUCGAUCACUCACCUCUUGAGCAUGUGUUUACCUGGACAAUUACUUUUAGAUAGAAGUAUAGAAAUUUUCGACAAAGCGUAUAGUGCACAAUGGUAUAUGUUUUCGCUAAAAACAACAAAGUUAUUGAGUAUACUUUUACAUAGAAGUUUGGUACCUUGCACGUUGUCGGCUGCAAACAUGUAUAUUAUGUCGAUGACUACGUUUAGUUCCGUGAUGCAAACAGCCAUGUCAUACUUCACUACCUUUUUAUCAGUCAGCUAAACAUGUAAACUAAAAUACUGCAUUUA